Molecule: messenger RNA, 936 nt
Organism: Ilex paraguariensis (yerba mate)
Lineage: Eukaryota; Viridiplantae; Streptophyta; Magnoliopsida; Aquifoliales; Aquifoliaceae
Source: the annotation of a GenBank genome assembly
AUGAGGCUAUUGGAAUUGCAGCUGGUAUUUCAGCUUGGUUCCUUGCCAGCUGAUCUUAUUCUGCUGGUUUUGGAUUGGGCUGGUUCAGCUGGGGUUCUUGGUUUGCUGCUGGAUCUUGGAUGGUCUUCUGCUUUUCCAGCUGGUUCCAGCUGUGGUUUCUGGGCUCCACUUUGGCAGUUCUUCUGGCUCAUGUCUACUGAACUUUGGCUUCUGUGUUGGAUUCUGCGGCUGGGGUUUUCUCAGCUGCAUUCUGUUACUGUUACCAUUGAUUUGCUGGCUUUGCUGCCUGCUGGAUUUCUGCUGGCUCUCUUGAAUUUUGUCUUCCAGCUGGGGUGUUUCUACGGUUCUGUUUUGCUGGCCUUUUCUAUUUUUCAACUGGAUUUCAGCUGGAUUCUUCAGCUGGAUCCCCCUUUAUUCUAUGCCUUUCUGUUGGUUCCAAGGCUUGCUGGCUGCAAAGCAGAUGCUUCUCAAUUGGUUUUGGUCAACUGGAUCUUGGCUGGAAUUUCAGCUGGUUCUUUGCUGCUUUUCAGCUGGUUCUCUGCUGCUUUUCAGCUGGUUUCUCAGCUGGAAUUUCAGCUGGUUCUUAGCUGCAUUUCAACUGGUUUCUCAGCUGAUUUUUUGUGCAGUUUUCAGCUGGAGUUCACACCUCAUAUUGUUGAUACAACUAGAUUUGUUCAGUCACUCUCUUUUGUAAACAUUGAAGGCAUUCCACAGCUCUGCACAGCGGGGCUUCAGCUAGAUUUCCAGCUGGUUUCAAUGGGUUUCCAGCUGGCUCUAAUGGGUUCCACUUGCUGCUGUGAUUGCUGGGCUGUUUUGCUGCUGCUUGUUUUGCUUUGUGUUUCAAUGAUGGUGGCUGAUGGUCUUGUUGCUGUUGCGAUGUUGGGCUGCUUUGCUUAUGAUGAAGGCAUUAUUUUGUCCUUUAUUUUGAAGGAUUAA